Molecule: messenger RNA, 672 nt
Organism: Menidia menidia (Atlantic silverside)
Lineage: Eukaryota; Metazoa; Chordata; Actinopteri; Atheriniformes; Atherinopsidae
Source: the annotation of a GenBank genome assembly
AUGCGGCGGGCAAACGUAAACAAAACAAAGGAGACGAAGGGGAAGAGACGGAUUGGGCACAGAGAGGAAGAUACCUGCGAGGUGUUGGAGGGAAAAGUGGAAGAGCUGGUCGGAGCAGGAAAUAGAGUGCCAGCGGGCCGGAGGGGCUUUCGGUCCAGCAGUCCCUCCCGUCUUAUCGUGGCCUGCAGCUUGGCCGGAUCGGGUGGACAUAAAUUGAACUUGCCCAGCGGAGAGACGCCGGUCCCUCCUUUCGGUCGGCACAUUGUUUGGUCUGGGCAAACCAGCGUCGGCGAGCCCCCCCCCCCCUCAGUCCACCGCCGAUUAUUAGCAAUGGAAGAGAUUAAUAACCUUGAAGUCGUCCCGUGCACAGAGUCCAACUACCUGAAGCCGUUUCGGGUCCACUACAACCAGCACGCUGUCAUGACGGCGAGGCUGACCUUAAGCGCCGACGUUGACGGAGACGACCGGCUGACCACAGCUGCCGCAAGGGUCUUCGGUGUGGAAAGGAGGGACGGCAGCAGCCGGAGCCCUGUUCGUGAUCAAGAUGAAUUAAAGCGAGCUCUGGGGAGCCCGUUAGGCGCGUGGGGGGCGGGGCUAAAGCCGCCACCUGCAGAUGUGGUGCAGAUGCCCGUCUGCACGCACACACCUUACGAAACGCUGAUGAACGACUAA